Eremothecium sinecaudum is the source of this 1299-nucleotide messenger RNA. It is a transcript of the gene PSY4, whose product is annotated as Psy4p. Gene Ontology annotation, cellular component: cytoplasm; nucleus; protein phosphatase 4 complex. NCBI's taxonomy places the organism in Eukaryota, Fungi, Ascomycota, Saccharomycetes, Saccharomycetales, Saccharomycetaceae. Gene Ontology annotation, molecular function: protein phosphatase regulator activity. Gene Ontology annotation, biological process: protein dephosphorylation. Bases 1 to 1299 code for a protein of 432 amino acids. The transcript has a single exon. The record is from RefSeq and is a predicted model, not a curated record.
AUGAUGGGAAUAAAAUCUAAGCAGUUGUACCAAGAUCUGACGCAGAUAGUCAUCGAACGCGAUGUUUCGCCUUUAGAAUGCAAUAUUCCAAGUGAGUUUCUGGGAAGACUGUUUGAACAUAUGCUGGUUUCUAUUCCGCAGGAUAUUUUUUCAAAUGAAGGCGGCAGCGAUGGGUGGGAGCAUGAUGUUGGUAGACUACAGCAUGUCGUGGAAUAUAUUGAGAUAAAUUUUGCUAGGAACAACACAUACCCAUUCACCAUACAAAGGCUUUGUGAGCUUUGCUAUCAUCCUCUGAAAUACUUUAAGAUCCAUGAAUUGAAGAAAUUUGUGAACGCGGUGGAGAAGGUAAGUUUCGUGAGGAGCAGCUGGACAAAAGACUACGGUGUAUCUGAGAACUUACAUAGUAGAGAAAAUCCUGCAAAUGGAAAUCAAGUAGCACAAAGCAUCGAGAACGGAGAUAGUAGAGGUUAUAGUGAGAAUGUCUCAAUAUCGAAAAUCCAGUGGUUAGGUUCUAGAGAUACAGGCAAUUUAAAAGAUUUCAUCGAGAAGAUCGAGUCGAUAGUGUCUGUUACCUUUGGUUAUGAUGAGGAAGAAGAAGAGGACGAAGAAGAUAGAGAUGUUAUUAUCCAGGAGUGCUACGAGGAAGACACAGGCGUAGAUACAGAGGAGGAAGAUGAAGAAGAUCGAGACUAUGUUUUAGAUGAAGCAUCCACCAGCGAAGAUGAAGAUGAAGAUGAUGGAGAAGACGAUAUGGAAGACGUUGGACCUGAUCUACAUAAUGAUGCACAGGGUGCAAAUCAAAAUGAAACUUAUGGGUAUGAUAAACAGUCGGAGGCGUCCACAGGGCAUAAUAUAGAGACCACUGAAUCAUAUAAUGGAGAAGUUGCAUCCGUUUUAGAGGACCUGGGCAUCGAUGCCGGGAUUAAUUUAAGCGGCACCAAAAGAAGACCUACAAAAGAUUUGGACGGAUUUAAUUUCAGGGAAACGAAGUCUGAGCUCACAGAGGACCAGCUAGAAGAUAGACCAGAAAGUUCAAUACUAAUAAAUUCUCCACACUUCGGAAAUUCGGUUAGAGGAGACGACGAGUCUACAAACAAUAUGAAUAACAAUGUUUUCGAUUCUGGAGAACAUAAAUCAGCUAGCUUGGGCCAUAUGCAUGCUUCCGAGCGAACUCAGCCAAUCUUAAUAUCACCAACUGAGGUAAAAGAGAACACAGAGAAGAUGACAGCUAUUUCACAAGAAGAUAGUCCACUAAGGCAUAGGGCAAAAGGAAAUACACAUGUAGCACCAAUACUAUGA